Messenger RNA from Linnemannia hyalina, 309 nucleotides. The record is from the annotation of a GenBank genome assembly. NCBI's taxonomy places the organism in Eukaryota, Fungi, Mortierellomycota, Mortierellomycetes, Mortierellales, Mortierellaceae.
AUGUCUUCCGUCUCAGUCUCCGCCUCUGCUGCCAUCCCCAGCCCUGACGCUUCGAUCACCAUCUCCCCCAUCGCCUCCGCCUCCGCCUCCGUCUCCGCCACCGCAUCCGCAUCCGUCGGUGUCCCAACCACCACAACCGCCCCUCUCGUCCCCUCCGUCGUUCCUUCCACCGGCGCUAACGUGACCGCGACCAUUGCUCCUACCCCUAGCUCCACCACCAAGCCCUCGUCUGCCACUAGCUUGCAGAAGAAGAUCUCCUUCGGUUUGGUCGCCAUGGUCAUCCUUCCCGCUGUCCUCAGCGCUCUGUAA